Molecule: messenger RNA, 2458 nt
Organism: Pseudomyrmex gracilis
Lineage: Eukaryota; Metazoa; Arthropoda; Insecta; Hymenoptera; Formicidae
Exons: 8
Coding region: 530-1831 (433 amino acids)
Source: RefSeq, a predicted model, not a curated record
UCAGGUACAUAUACUCAUAUUGAAAUUUUAAAUGUCAUAACUCGGAGAAAAAAUAUUACUUUGCGAUCUUGGUUUUAUUUUAUCCUUUAUAUAACAUUUAAUAUCAGAGACAGAGUUGGAUCUUGCAAUUUAGAAAAGUUUUCUUGAAAAGUAUUGCUAAAUUCAAUAAUACGGAUACUUGGUGUAGUACUUUUUUUGUGAGAAACCAAUAGAGAGAUGGCACACGUGCAUAGAAAGUAUGAAGUAAGUAGUGUGUCACAGAGAUAAGCAGAAAUAAUAAAACUGACAGUUAAAAUAGUACACUAUAGGCUGAAAUAAAAAUCUGUGGGAAUGGCAGAUAAAAUUCAAACAGAAAGUUUAUGUGCCGGAGUUCCGGCAGUGUGUUUAGUCAGCCUUCAACACAAAGAUAUAUACACGUGUGUUACGUGUCUCGACGACAUAAACUUGAAGUUCUUCUACGUGAUUUGAUAAAUGUUCGAUAUUAGUUUUACAAAACUGGUUUUCAUAUAGGUGCAAAGAAGAUAUAAAAAUGGCAAAUAACCAGAACGAACCUUCUUUUGAGGAAGAACCUAGAGAAGGAACCAGCAGUAAGACAGAACAAGUACAAGUUGAAGUAAAAGUUGAUAAAAAAAAAAAGCAAGACCUGGAUGUACAGGAAAAUUUAGUAAAUAUAUCAAAGAUUUUUGACUUCUCAGAUGGAGAUCUUCUUCGCGUAUUGAAAACUGUAGACAAGAAAGUUUUGAAGAAUCUUAGAUUGUGUUGCGAAAGAUUAUCAAUGCUGAUGCUGGAUGAAUCUCUCUGGAUUUUGGAUCAUCGCAAAGAGCCUAUGAUCCCGUCUCAAAUGUUGCCGUAUGAAAAUUUCUUAGAACCAUUAACACACAGUUUAGCAGUACGUGGUGAUUUUGAACGAAACAUUGACAAUAUUCUUGGACACUUGUUCUUUUAUAAACUACAAGAAAUAUGCCGGCUACUUAAGGAAUUGAUUAUCGAGGAUUAUUAUAUUAACAUACAUGAGGUUACUAUGCAACAAUUUCCAAAAACUAUUGAAAAACUUGAAUUAAAAAAUUGUAUAGCUUAUAGUGAUUAUUUUUGUCAACACUUUUCGUUCACUUCGUUUUCUGAAAUAUGUUUGUUUAUGCCAAAUUUAAGAUGCUUGAUCUUGGACAAUAUGAUAUGGCGUAUUACACCGAAGUCUUUGAGAGAUAUAGGUGAACUUACACAUCUUAAGGAACUUAGAAUAACUUCGUGUUUUCGUAUACAUACAUUUCAUCCAGAGAUAGAUAUACACACGUUUAAAUGUAAUUUUAAAACACUAGAGAUUUUAGACUUACAAAACACGGCAGUUGAAAUCAGGCUAUUUGAAUGGUUGUGUCAAAUUAAAACUUUAAAACAUCUAUAUCUACAAUGCCCUACAUAUUUAAAAAAAGAAUGGUCAGAUGAAUUAUUAGAGGACUUUAAAAAAUUAUAUUACAAACAAAAAUUUGUUCCGUUAAAAAUGUUUGAUAAGCUGCUUUAUGACUUUCACUCUAAAGUUGAAAGUCUAUCUGGCGAAAACAAAAUUGAAGAAAUAAUCAAUUACAGGAACUAUAUAUUCCAAGACUAUUUUAUGUCAAAUAUUAGUAAAUAUGUAAGUAGAUGUAAUAAUUUGAAGACAUUAUUUAUUAGACAUUAUUCGCAUGUUACUGAAAAAGAUAUCAACCUCUUGGCUUCGACACUACCAAAUUUGGAAAAGUUGGAUAUAACUGGUUGUUCUGUAACUAUUGAGGAUGUUAAACACUUUCGUUCACAAAGACUUAAUGUUGAAGUUGUCUCAUCAUUUGGUACUAUUUAGAAGAAAGGAAAAUUAAAGCGUUCUUCUUGAAUGUUCCUAGAUAAGUUUGUAGUCAAUGUGACGUAGAUUGUAACGCUAGAUAUGAGGGAUCGUAGUAUAUUCUGAUGAAAAGUAUUAUUAUUACUUGAACAUCUAAUUACAUAAGUAAUAAUUGUGACAAGACUAAAUAUUGCACUUGAAAAAAGUAAUUGCGCAAGAACACAAUUACGUAAUUGUAAUAAGUUUUAAGUUGCACUUAUACUUCUCACUUAACCUUGUAACAUGUUAAGAUAUUUUAAUAUGAGAACUUAGAAGCUUAUAUUUUUAAGAUCUGAGAGAAAAUAGUAAAAAAAAAAAAAAUUUAUACAGAUUUUUAUAGAACAUAUAGUUGACAAUCAAAUUUGGUUAUCUCCUCGUUGAUUUUAAACAAUUGUUUUUUUCAUGACGUAUCGACAACAGAAACGCAAAAUGCUUGAUGUUAUAGUUAAGAUCAGUUUAAUGUUAAUAAUGUUAUGAUUCUAUACUCCCAGACUGUUUUAUUGACUACUGUGAUAAACUGGUAAACUGUGAUAAACUUAUACAAUAAUAUAAGAUUUGUUUAUAAAUAUCGGUUUACAAGACUAAACUUUAUUAUUAAACUUAAUUGUU